Messenger RNA from Pungitius pungitius (ninespine stickleback), 1442 nucleotides. RefSeq names its product interferon-induced protein 44-like. Gene Ontology annotation, molecular function: GTP binding. Bases 62 to 922 code for a protein of 286 amino acids. The record is from RefSeq and is a predicted model, not a curated record. Lineage: Eukaryota; Metazoa; Chordata; Actinopteri; Perciformes; Gasterosteidae. The transcript has 10 exons. Gene Ontology annotation, biological process: immune response.
GAAGCAGCACUCUGCAGAGCCACAGAUACAAAGCAAAGAGAGGAGGCAAAAGAGUGCAGCCAUGGGUGGAGGACAGUCAAAACCUGCUGCUGAUCCUUUGAUUGCAGAGUGGCGGAAAAUACGUUGGGGCCAAAAAGAGGAAGACCUGCAGUUUGUGAAGGAUUAUCAGCCUCAUAACAAAGAAGUCAAACAGCUCAGAGUUCUGCUUCAUGGACCUAUUGGUGCUGGAAAGUCCAGCUUCAUCAACUCUGUCGACAGCGCUUUACGAGGAAGAAUCACUGAUCGAGCUAAAACAGAUGCAGCAAACUCCUCCUCAAAAACCUUCACCACGAAGCGCCGAAUCUACAAAAUCAACAAAGGAGGACCAGGGACAUUUUACCCUUUUGUCUUCACUGACACCAUGGGCAUCGAGGGGGCAGAACAACAUGGAAUUUGUGUGGAAGACAUCAAACUGGACAUGAAGGGGCACAUAAAAGAUGGUUACAAGUUCAAUCCUUACUGUGAAAUAUCAGAGGAUGAUCAAUACUACAACAAGAGCCCCACCCUGGAGGACAAAGCUCAUGUUCUGGUUUGUGUCAUCGAUGGCAGCUCAUCAUCAAUACUGGAUGAUGAAUCUAAAAGAAAGAUGAGGCGGGUCAGAACUGCAGCUAGAGACUUGGGGAUUCCUCAGCUGGUUGUUCUCACCAAAAUUGAUGAAGCUUGUAAAGAGGUCCAAUCCGAUGUAAAGAAUGUGUAUAAGAGCAAGUACAUAAAGGAAAUGGUGGACAAAAUCAGUAAGGAUCUGGGCUUUCCACUAAACUGCAUCUUUCCUGUGAAGAACUACGCCUCAGAGAUUGAUACAAAUCAUGACAUUGAUUCACUGAUCCUGUGCGCACUGAAACAGAUCAUUGACUCUGGAGAAAACUUUGUCAACCAGCUGUAGAUUGUUGUGGAAAAUUUCAAUUAAAGUUCGGGAGAAGAGAAUGAUUUGUUUCUAGGUUCAUCUAAUAAAACAGAGUCUUGAUGAAUAAUCAAAGUUGCAAAAAUCCAUUCUUUGCUUGCAAGCAGGAGGUCAAAUACACAGGCACGUAUCAUGGUGCUCUGUGGAGAUGGCGUCUUCGAGAAGUGAAAAUGCUGAGUUCUUAUACACAAACAUCUCACAGGUCAUUUCUAGUGUUAGGAAUUAAAGAAGAAGUGCACCCCUAGCGGUGUGAAGUAUUUUACAUGUAGCAAUGUUUAGUGUAGAAUUGUAGUUUGUGUGAUGUUAGAUAGUUGAUAUUACAUUUGUAUGUUAAAUGAAGUGAAUGCAUUAUAGACAAUAACAAUUUAUAGUCAUGGAAAUCAUAUAAAUACUGUACACAUUAACAUCCUGUCAUGAUGUAAUGUUAAAACCUGGGGACGGAAGCUAAUUGCUGUCCUUUAUGGAUUUCUCCCAUCUUUCCCCAAAAGAGGGUUCUUGUUGG